AUGGCCUUGGUCACAGAGCGUGGCGGGAUCGGUGGGCUGAGAGCAGUUGUAUAUCGAGCUGCGUGUCUUCAUCCGCACCCAUGCCCAUGCCGUCCUCGCAAGGACAUGACAAACCUAGCGAGUCAUGUCUCCUCAAAUAGGACAACGGUUAGCAGACUCUCUCUGCACGACAAUCUCCGCACAAGACACCCAUCGGCCAGCACAUAUUCAGUCCCAUUCGCAGUCGCCUCGUCGCUUGAAACAACUCCCUCCGUCAUGAAACUCGGCACCACCGUCCUCUCGGCGUUCUCCUGCGCCGCCGGCUGUCUGGUGUGCGCCGGCUGCAGAGCUGCCGCCUGUGACGCACUUAUCGACGGGGUGUCACGGGCGAACGCCGCAAGCGGGCCCGCGCCAAGAUCUUCAUUCACUGCAAGACCCUGCGACGUGUUCAUCAUCUGCAAAAUGCCAGGGCCGCCGGCGGCUCCCGCGUGCCAUGACCACUGGGCCAGCCUGUAG
Molecule: messenger RNA, 495 nt
Organism: Puccinia triticina
Lineage: Eukaryota; Fungi; Basidiomycota; Pucciniomycetes; Pucciniales; Pucciniaceae
Exons: 2
Coding region: 1-495 (164 amino acids)
Source: RefSeq, a predicted model, not a curated record